Columba livia (rock pigeon) is the source of this 3009-nucleotide messenger RNA. RefSeq names its product biotinidase (gene BTD). The transcript has 4 exons. Gene Ontology annotation, molecular function: hydrolase activity, acting on carbon-nitrogen (but not peptide) bonds, in linear amides. The coding region runs from base 202 to 1767 and encodes 521 amino acids. The record is from RefSeq and is a predicted model, not a curated record. Lineage: Eukaryota; Metazoa; Chordata; Aves; Columbiformes; Columbidae. Gene Ontology annotation, biological process: biotin metabolic process.
GGAAGGGGCAAGCUCGUCGGGAAGAAAUAAGUGAAGGACCGGGCAACGCCGCGCAGGGGGCACCACCUCAGGCCUGCCCGCGGCGGCACAGCAACUCGGGGGUCCGAGCCGCUGCGGCGGGACCUCCCUCUCUCCUACAGGGCGAGCCCUGCCCGCCCGCUGUGCCCGCCGCCGGGAGAUCGGCAGCGCUGCCCAGGAUUGAUGCCAUACACCAUGGUAGAACUGUGCUGGAAGCUGUCCAUCUGCUUUUUUUGCUAUCAAGUUGUCUCAGGAAGAGUUACUAGAGAGGGACACUAUGUGGCUGCUGUGUAUGAACACGAAUCCAUCCUGAGCCCUAACCCGACAGCCCUGGUUGAUCGACAGUCUGCGCUGGAGCUCAUGGGCAGAAACCUCGACAUUUAUGAACAGCAAGUAGUGGCUGCUGCAAGGCAGGGGGCACAGAUCAUUGUUUUCCCUGAAGAUGGAAUCCAUGGCUUCAACUUCACCAGAAACUCCAUUUAUCCUUACUUAGAUUUCGUUCUGCAUUCAGAGUUUGUGAAGUGGAAUCCAUGCAGAGAGCCAUAUUUGUUCAACGACACAGAGGUUCUUCAGCGUCUGAGCUGCAUGGCACUGAAGAACAAAGUAUUCCUUGUGGCAAACUUAGGAACUAAGCAGCCCUGUGAGCCCACUGAUCCUCACUGUCCAUCUGAUGGGAGAUACCAGUUCAAUACCAACGUGGCGUUCAACGAUGACGGUACGCUGGUAGCCACCUAUCGCAAACACAACUUAUAUUUUGAAUACGCUUUUGAUACCCCGCCAGAGCCUGACUAUAAAUUCUUUGAUACCCCCUUUGCAGGCAAAUUUGGUAUGUUCACUUGCUUUGAUAUACUCUUUUUUGAGCCUGCAGUGAACCUCAUCAGACAAUACAAUUUGAAACAAGUUGUAUAUCCAACUGCCUGGAUGAACCAGCUCCCACUCCUCUCUGCUGUAGAAUUUCAGCAGGCUUUUGCAACAGCUUUCAACGUCAAUAUUUUAGCAGCUAAUAUCCACCACCCUACCUUGGGCAUGACAGGAAGUGGGAUAUACACUCCAGUCAAAUCCUACAUCUACCAUAACAUGGAAAGUUAUGGUGGCAAGCUCAUAGUAGCAGAAAUUCCUGUGAUUACUGCAGAUUAUGACACGAAUUUGGAGAUUAAUGAAAGAUUCAGAGACAACUUACACGACUCAUGCAAGACUUCUACAAGCGGCUCAAUGGAUGAUCAAGUUUGUUUUAAGGAAGGAGAAGAGAUCCCUGGCAGAGUAUCAGAAAAAGGAAAUGAACAGUUACCUCCCAUAUUUUAUGCAGAAAUGAUGUAUGACAACUUUACUUUUGUUCCUGUAUGGGGGGAAAAAGGAGAGGUCCAUGUUUGUGCCAAUACCCUUUGUUGUUACUUAAAUUACCGGAGAGCUGUGUUAACUGAUGAAUUGUAUGCUUUGGGAGUUUUUGAUGGGCUCCAUACAGUGCAUGGCACAUACUAUGUCCAGGCCUGUGCAUUAGUAAAGUGUGGUGGUCUCAGCUUUAGCACUUGUGGCCAGGAGGUUACAGAUGCCACUGCGGUGAUAGAUUUCCAGCUAUGGGGAAAUAUGAGUACCCCUUAUAUCUUUCCUUUACUGCUGACAUCUGGUAUUACCUUGGACUUCGCUGAUCACAUGGGCUGGAAAAACAACCACUAUUUCAUAAGCAAAAAUAGAACAUCUUCUGGCCUACUGACAGCUGCUCUAUAUGGACGAUGGUAUGAAAAGGACUGAAUCAGAAAACAACUGCUUGUAUGUUCAGAGUAUGUAUCUUAACAAAAGUUGAACAUCUGUACUUCCUAGAGCUUCAGAUGUGUGUUUUACAUGAGUGACUGAUUAGAUUCCACAUUGAAAUUAUAAGCAAAGCACUUAUAAUUUCAAUGUGGAAUCUAAUCAGUCACUCAUGCCUAAGAGGCUGUAAGUACAGGCUGCACCUUGGUAGCUUAUGUCCUACCAGAAGUAAAAGAACUGCCUUGCAAAGAUAAAGGCUUGUUGUCAUGUGUUGAGGUGUUUUAUAUUGUGAAAAUAACAAUUUUCAUUUCAACUGAAUCUGUUCCUUUUAAUUUAAUCCUUUGGUUUUGGGGGGUCCUGGCUAGGAGUAUAUAAAAAAAAUGGAAUGGAAAACCGUUGCAAAAGGAAGAAAAAUAGGAAAGGGAAUAAUGACGCAAAUACCAUGCUUGACAUGCAGGGACGUACAUACACACAUACAUAAGUUAAGUAAGUAAGUAUAUAGCUUGUAGAUGGUGAGGCUCUGAUUUCUGGUUAGAGUGCUGUGAUUGAUUUUUUUCUUAGCGUCAAAACUCCUGGCUGAAGACUGACCACUCAGUUGUCUGUUAUCCUGUUAGAAAACUCAGUGAGUUUUCUCGUACACUUUUAACAGUAAGUGAAUGUUGCAGCUGUGAGCAUCUAUGGAACAGCCAGUCUGGGGAAGAGGAUAUCAGAUGAUUGUGAAAAACUAGACUGCAUUAAGACACAGUUUCCAGCCUACUGUGCAAGGAAUUAUGUUUUAAAAAAGGCAGCAAUGAAUAUCAAUUACUAUGUUAUGUACUGUUUAAGUACUUUAACUUUCCCUGUUUAAAAGAGAGGUCAUUUCAAGACUGUUUUGACUUUCCGACAUCUUACACAUCGUCCAUAAAUUAAUUCAACAAGAGCUAUGAAAAGCACAUAACGAACUGUGGGACAGCAAGGUUUUUACAUAAAUACUUUGUGUGCCAGAUGGCAGGUUCCUGCUGCUAAAUGAGUAAAACUCACCGUUCAUUCCAGAGCAGUCACUAGAUCGGGUGUUAUAACUACUGAACUGUGGUGACAAACUGUUCUGUUGCAGAGAAUAUUCAAAGGAUAUUAAUUUGGAGUUAAAUUCCGAAAAGAUAAUUUAUUCUCUAGUGUUAUAAUUCUGUGUGAUCUUACUGGCCGUUAUGACUUUAUCUGCGUAAUAGCUGCUGAGUAACGGAAUAAACACAACUGUUCCUUUGGUGA